This is a messenger RNA of Penicillium brevicompactum, 1506 nucleotides long. RefSeq lists its product as uncharacterized. Lineage: Eukaryota; Fungi; Ascomycota; Eurotiomycetes; Eurotiales; Aspergillaceae. The coding region runs from base 1 to 1506 and encodes 501 amino acids. Gene Ontology annotation, molecular function: oxidoreductase activity, acting on the aldehyde or oxo group of donors, NAD or NADP as acceptor. The record is from RefSeq and is a predicted model, not a curated record. The transcript is spliced from 3 exons.
AUGGCUAGCACAUCAGUUCAACUUACAGCCCCCAAUGGCCACACUUGGACUCAGCCCACCGGGUUGUUCAUCAACAACCAGUGGGUCAAGAGCUCGAAUGGCGAGAAGAUCGCCACCAUCAACCCAGCAACCGCAAAGGAAAUCACAUCUAUCCACGCAGCCUCCACCCAAGAUGUCGACAAGGCUGUCAAGGCUGCUCGAGCUGCUCUGAACAACCCUUGCUGGAGAGACCUGCCCGGAAUUGACCGCGGCAAGUUGAUGAACCGCCUCGCUCAGCUUAUCGAGGACAACCGCCAGACCCUUGCGACCAUCGAAACCAUUGACAAUGGAAAGCCCUACUCCGUUUCAUUCAACGAUGAUCUGACCGAAACCGCUGAGACAAUUCGUUACUACGCCGGAUUCGCGGACAAGAUCUUCGGUCAAGUCAUCGACACCACACCAGAGAAGUUCGCCUACACUGUGCGCGAGCCAGUGGGCGUCUGUGGACAGAUCAUUCCAUGGAACUUCCCUCUCGCAAUGGCUGCCUGGAAACUUGGACCUGCUCUCGCAUGUGGUAACACAAUCGUCCUCAAACCUGCUGAACAGACCCCGCUUUCAAUUCUUUUCCUUGCAAAUCUACUUGUGGAAGCUGGAUUCCCGCCCGGUGUGGUGAACAUUGUCAAUGGCCACGGUGCUGUUGCAGGUGCUGCGCUGGCCUCCCACAUGGACGUUGACAAGAUCGCGUUCACCGGAAGCACGGCAACAGCCAAGCAAAUCAUGAAAAUGGCUAGUGUGAACUUGAAGAACAUCACGCUGGAAACAGGUGGUAAGAGCCCUCUGAUCGUUUUCAACGACGCAGAUCUCGAGCAGGCCGUUGAAUGGGCCCAUAUUGGUAUCAUGUACAAUCAAGGCCAAAUUUGUACAGCAACUUCACGAAUCUUGGUCCAGGAUGAGAUCUACGAUAAAUUCCUCGAGGCUUUCAAGGCCCAGGUGAAGAAUGUCUCCAAGGUCGGCGAUCCAUUUGAAGAGUCAACCUUCCAGGGCCCACAGGUUACGCAGGCUCAGUACGAUCGGAUCAUGUCUUAUAUCGAUGUCGGCAAGUCCGAAAAGGCAACUCUUGUUUCCGGAGGAAAGCCGGCGAAUGUUGGCAACGGAAAGGGCUUCUUUGUCGAGCCUACAGUCUUCACGGACGUUGAUCCCAAGAUGCGCAUUUACCAGGAGGAAGUAUUCGGGCCUUUCGUGGUCAUUGCACGGUUCAGUGAUGAACAGCAGGCUAUUGAUAUGGCUAAUGACUCUACUUAUGGACUUGGAAGUGCGCUUUUCACUACGAACCUUACACGUGCGCACCGGGUUGCCAAGAGGAUCGAAGCCGGUAUGGUUUGGAUCAACUCAAGCAAUGAUAGCGAUUGGCGCAUUCCGUUCGGCGGUGUCAAGCAGUCUGGUAUUGGUCGCGAGCUUGGUGAGGCAGGUCUUGCUGCGUAUUCCAACACCAAGGCUAUUCAUGUGAACAUGAAGUCUAAACUUUGA